Phaedon cochleariae (mustard beetle) is the source of this 681-nucleotide messenger RNA. Lineage: Eukaryota; Metazoa; Arthropoda; Insecta; Coleoptera; Chrysomelidae. The record is from the annotation of a GenBank genome assembly.
AUGUCUUUAAAGGUUUGUUCUCGACUUGUUCCCGUCGUUUCAAACUCAGUCUCAGCACUCUCAGUACCACGUUAUUCGUUUUGUCGCCUAUUAUCAGCAAACCGGUUAGUCACCCCUUCAGUAGGACUAGUUCACAUAUCAAGUUGCAAGUAUUCUACGAAACCCUCAACGGCCCCAACUAAACCACAUAUUAAGGAAGUUUAUUAUGGGGUCUUAACACCACAAAUCAAAGCAGUGAAGAUAUUUUCCCUUACUUCCAGUAUAGUUGGUUUAAUAGCACAACCAUUUUUAUAUAGUGAAAUAGCAUCGACUGGAAAUAUUCCCAUUAUUCUUGCUGCAUAUUCAUUCAUUGGGUUCUUCACUGUUUUAACACCCAUUCUCUUACAUCUUGUGACCAAGAAAUAUAUUACUCAUUUGAUUUAUAAAGAAGAUACAAAUAGUUAUGUAGCAACUACUGUUAAUUUUUUCUGUUUAUCUAAAGAGAUUGAAUUCAAAUCUGAUGAUGUUAAAGUCCCAUCUGUACCAGGUAUGUUCACCUCUUUCACAGCUAAUGGAAAAUCUCUCUUUCUGGAUCCCAGAUUAUUUGAACAUCCUGAACAUUAUGCAAAAAUCAUGGGCUAUGAUAAACCUUUGGACUUCAAAUUGUAUGAAGAUUCUGAGAGUAAUGUUAAAAAGAAUUAG